This is a messenger RNA of Brassica rapa (field mustard), 1028 nucleotides long. Its product is annotated as NAC domain-containing protein 69. Gene Ontology annotation, molecular function: DNA binding. Lineage: Eukaryota; Viridiplantae; Streptophyta; Magnoliopsida; Brassicales; Brassicaceae. The record is from RefSeq and is a predicted model, not a curated record. Gene Ontology annotation, biological process: regulation of DNA-templated transcription.
UGGUUUCCGAGUCACACCCAAAAUGUAAUUCUUUCUUUUAUUUUUUUGUGUGCGCACCAGAGAAGAGAACUCAAACCCUAGAAAAUCAGGUCGCGAGUCUGAAAAUAAUAUUUGUUUCCAGAUCAAAUGAGCAAUAAUCGGGUGGGGUAUAGGUUUAGUCCUACGGACGAGGAAUUGAUAAAAUUUUAUCUGAAGAACAAAAUUCUGGGUAAUGAAUGGCUCGUUACCGAUGCGAUUAGCGAGAUCAACAUCUUUAGCUACGAACCACAGUUUCUGCCUGCGUUAUCGAAGAUCAAAUCGAAUGAUCUUGUAUGGUACUUCUUCUCUCCGAAAGAAUCCACGAAGAAGGCGACAAGGAGAGUUACACGUUCUGGGUUUUGGAAAAAAACUGGUCGUUCUAUGAAUAUCAAUAAUAAGGGAGGAAAUUGCGGGGAGAUCGGGCUUAAGAUGACGCUUGUGUACAUUGACGAUAAAGUUCGUAAAUCUGAUUGGCUUAUGUACGAGUAUCACAUCACUUGCUUACCUCCUGAUCAGAGGACCUAUGUUAUCUGCAAAAUAAUGUAUAAGGGUGAAGGUGGAGACUUCCUAUCUGGUGGUAAUGAAGUUGGAAACUUCCCUUCUGGUGGUAAUAACUCAAGUUCUCUGGGUCACUCUUUUGUCGCUGAAUCUAAUUCUGCCAGAGCAACAAUUCUUACAAAGAUGGACAAACGUCAGCAUAACCUUCCAUCAAAACAAACACCGGUCGUUGAUUCCAACACCGUAAGAGCAGCUAAUUUUGCAAAGAUGUACAAACUUCUGCAAAACCUUCCAUCCGUAGAAAGACAAGGGAAGCUCAAUUCAGACGACGCACCUUAACAUCAAAACAUGCGGUCUUGUGUGUGUUGAUUCGGUGCCUACCUGUUAUCUUAUUAUCUCAAACAUAUGUUGGAUUUUAAAGAUAUUGAUUAUGUUCUUUCCUUUUCAGGUGAAAUAAUGUUUAUAAAAAAAAUUUGCUUAUCAAUAAUCUUUUGAUAUGAAUCUGCAAAUAA